Temnothorax curvispinosus is the source of this 2636-nucleotide messenger RNA. It is a transcript of the gene dx, whose product is annotated as protein deltex-like. NCBI's taxonomy places the organism in Eukaryota, Metazoa, Arthropoda, Insecta, Hymenoptera, Formicidae. The coding region runs from base 1 to 1596 and encodes 531 amino acids. Gene Ontology annotation, cellular component: nucleoplasm. Gene Ontology annotation, biological process: protein ubiquitination; Notch signaling pathway. The transcript is spliced from 6 exons. The record is from RefSeq and is a predicted model, not a curated record. Gene Ontology annotation, molecular function: zinc ion binding; ubiquitin protein ligase activity.
AUGAGCGCCCAGGGGCAGGAGCACGGACACGCGGUGGUCGUGUGGGAAUGGGAGAAUCGUCACGGACGGUGGAGGCCCUACAGUCCGGCCGUGUCGCAGCAUCUCGAACGGGCCCAUUAUAAGAAGCUCACGCGGGUGUUCCUCAACGAUGCGGAUCCCACCCUCGACAGGUAUUACAUCAACUUGAAGACAAAAACACAAUGCAGCGACGAUGGCGACGAGACACACAAUGUGAGGAGAAAGUUUUAUCUGCCGGGUUCGCCGGCCGGUAAAGGUGCUAAAUGGGAAUGGACAGGUGACUCGGACGAUUGGCAUACUUACGACAUGGAAGUGCAAUGUCUCAUAGAGGAAGCAUGGGCGAGAGGUGACAAAACCAUCGACAUUUCCAAGACUUACUUGGGUUUCCCUUACAUCAUCAACUUCUGCAAUCUGACGCAAGUGAGAUGCUGCACAGGCUACGUAAGGCCGAUAAGACGCAUACAACAGGCGCCCUAUCCGUUGGUCAAAGUCGCGCUGGAGGAAUUGCAAGUCACUUCCGGGCGGAGAUCUGCGUCGGUUACGGUCAAGAAUUCCGCCGUCAAGGUUACGCAUAAGAAGUCAUCUAACGGAAGUACGAAGAAAAACAAUAAGAAAGGUAAAAACGGAGAGACGAACGGACCGACCAACAUCGCGCGCGUUAUUCUCAGUAACUUCAACAUAUUCAGCAGCAAACAUGGCAUCGAGAACAAUCCUGCGGCGACGAACGUGGAGUCCGGUCAGAAGAGGAAGACCUGGGAUACGGUGCUGGACGUCGAUUCCAGCAGCAUCAAAAGCGGUCGCAGGCCAAGCGUGGACACCGUGUCCACGUAUUUGAGUCACGAGAAUCCGGUAGAUUUGCUGGACAGUAGCAUGGGAAGCGACGACGUGUUCAAAGACUCCAUUCUCGGAAUGGACGCCACAUCAGACGUGAUAUCCCAGUAUGUGAAGGUAGUGGAAAGCGACGGCUCCGAUUCAUGUCCGGUGUGCCUAGGCGCUCCGGAGCCACUGACAGUCGAACUGACACGUUGCAGACACAGACUGCACUUGGCGUGUUUAAACGCGAUGCUUAGCUGCCAGCAGCCACCUAUGUACAUACAGUGUCCAGUUUGCCGUAUGAUCUACGGCGAGAAGAGAGGCAAUCAGCCGCCGGGUAUGAUGAACUGGACGCGGAUACCGCGAGCAUUACCGGGCUUCCCGAACACCAAUACCAUACAAAUCACUUAUGAUAUCCCAUCUGGAAUUCAAGGUAACGAGCAUCCGAAUCCGGGCCAGGCGUAUUAUGCUGUGGGCUUUCCCCGGGUGUGCUACCUGCCGGACAAUAAUCUCGGCCGCCGUGUAUUAAGGCUGUUACAAAUCGCGUUUGAGCGCAGACUAAUCUUCACAAUCGGCCGAUCGGUCACUACCGGUCGCGAGGACGUUGUCACGUGGAACGAGAUUCAUCACAAGACCGAGCUCGGACCGUCCACGUCCGGUUAUGGUUAUCCCGACCAUAGUUACCUCGAAAGAACGCUCGCAGAAUUGGCAGCGCAAGGUGUGACCGACGGACAAUCGUCACCGAUAUAUCAACAGUUACAUUGAUUACGAUAACUAAUAUACAGAUAAGGUGCAAAAAAAUUCAUAUAAAAAUGAGUUUACCUAUGUUAAUGUCGAGAGAAGGGAAAGGUUGUCUGCUUGAAAUAUUCAUAAGCUUCAGAAUAUUUCUUGCUAUCGAGCGCAGUCAGUUUUCUUACUUUGUAGGUUGAUUCGUUUUUACAUAGUGUACGAAUUAACACUUAUUAACACUUUGUCAAUUUUUUUGAAAAUUUAUGAAUGGUUCAAAAUAUAAAAGUUUUUUUUUUAUUUUUAUUUGUGUCAGUUUAUUAAAUCUAUAUCGGUAAAGUGUUAAUAUAAACUUACACCUUAGAGAUAAAAACUAGCACGAAGAAAUUGGAAAUGUAUAUUUUAAAACGUUUUUAUUCCGUGCUAGGCAAGGAACUGAUAGAUAUAUCGUAGAAAACUGACAUGAGUCUUAGAUUUUUAUAUAUACAUUUAUCUAUACUGAAGAGUAUUUUAUUACAACUAAAAAUGGGAGAAAUCGAACGACAGUAUUACGUUUAUUUUAUAGAUCUUAGUUUUAUAGAACAUUCUUACAUUUUAUAGAAAAAAAAUAUAUAUCUUUUAUGAGAAACUUGCCAAGAAAUACUAAAAUUUCAUUAUGUCUUUUGUGUAAUAACUAGAAAAAUGCAAUUAUAUAAUAACGGAUAUGAAAUAAUACUUUUUUUACUACUUAAGUUACGUUAAUUGGAAGUAUAACAUAAUUAUUCUUGAAAAAAUAAGAUAAAAAUUAUUGUUAUCACACAUUCCAGAUUCUAUUUUCAAAAUUAGUACUAUGUAUACUAGUUAUAGUGCGAAUUAUAUUUGUAAUCUCAGAUAUAAAACAUAUUUCUAAAUAAUCAAGCAUGUUGUCUAAUAAUUAUAUUAGAAAAAUAAUUAUAUUAAAAAUUAUAUUAAAAAUUAUAUUAAAAAUAAAAGAGUUUUGCCAGUGAUUUUAAUACAACGUUGCGCAUUUGUAAGAGAAAGAGCAUAAUUUUUAAUUAGUGCUUAAGGACAAUUUAAAGAAAUAAAAUUAUCUCAUAUUA